Arabidopsis thaliana (thale cress) is the source of this 3569-nucleotide messenger RNA. RefSeq names its product global transcription factor group E7 (gene GTE7). Lineage: Eukaryota; Viridiplantae; Streptophyta; Magnoliopsida; Brassicales; Brassicaceae. The transcript is spliced from 3 exons. Gene Ontology annotation, cellular component: nucleus. The record is from RefSeq and is marked reviewed. Gene Ontology annotation, biological process: DNA-mediated transformation. Bases 1318 to 3090 code for a protein of 590 amino acids.
UGUGUGUUUGGAUCACUCUUUUGCCUUGAGUUGUCUUUCUCUUUCUUUUCUUCUCCUCUCUAUCUUCUCUUUUGUUGUUACUUUUGUUAGUCUUCUUCUUUGUUUCUGAGAAAUUAUUCAGUUUACUUAGAUUUUGUUUAAUUCAUUCACUUUUUUUCCAGUUUAACUAGAUUUAUUUAUUAAAAGUUUCUGAUUAGUUUAUGAUGUAAGUUCUGCUCCACACAAUACCAUGCUUUUUCUGGUAAUAACCGCUCUCAAUUUUUUUUUCCUUUCGAAAAUAACAAAAUUCGUUUUUUUUUGAGAAAAAAAUGAGAAAUCAAUAUUUUAGCAGUUCUCUAGCCCAGAGAUCUGAAAGUGAAAAAGCCCAUUUGGGGGUUUGGUUGGGUUCAUAAACAAGAAGGGUAUUUUCGUCAUUCCGACUAACUGGUGUUGCCCUAAAUUCGUCCGCCGUCUAGUCGGUGACCGCCCGGCGAUGAGAAAUGAGUUUUUUUUUCUUUUGGGUUUUGUUUGUGGUCGGAAUAUUUAAUUGUCAACUCAUUGCAAUUUAUACUUAUUUCAUAGCAAAUUAAUUAGUUAUGAUUUAGUCUUUAAUUAGCUAGGAGUAAUCCAGUUUAAGGGCAAGAUUCAAAAGUUACGAGGAGCAUUCAUGAAACCGAGAUCCUAGCUGUCUCCACGUGGCAACCGCUGACCUGGCAAAAUAAAAAGCGACCAAUGAGAGAGUCGAAUCCGAAAAUAAAGAAACGAAAGAAAACAAAAAAUAAUGAAAAGUCAGUGUGGGACCCAUUCAGACAUAGAAAUGACUAGUUUGCCUCUCUCACAAAAAAAGGAAAAUCAUUUUAAAAAUCCACAUCAAUUUUUGUAAAGUUCGUAGGAAUUAUUAAAAAAAUACAAAAAUAACACAUACACACGACGCCUCACGAACAAACGGCUAAAAUAACUCCACGUGGAUAACUACGAAGAUCUGAGCCAUCCGUGGCAGAUUUCCGGGGCAGCUAGAUCGGUCAGCGUCACCCAACAGAUCUGAACCGUAAGAUCUAAAUUUAACGGUUAGAUUUAAACUAAGCGUUAUGUCGGUCAGAUUCCAAUGGCCUUUAAGAAGAGAUGAUGCCUCCCAUCUUCUUCCUCAUCAUCAUCGACCAUCUCCCAAAAAACCCUCUUUUCAUCCCUUUUUCUGAAGCUCUAAAAUUUUUCAGUUCCCCGAUCGCCGGAAUUUUCGCCGGUGAUGUAAUUUUCCCGCGCCUUUUUUGGGAGGUGAAUUUUUUUUUCUUCUAAAAGCUCGAGAAGAGUGAAAACCCCAGAAAUGACCUUGCGAUUCGUAUGGCUCCGGCUGUUUUCGCUACCUUAAACGAACCGUCGUACCAGGAACAAUGCGGCGCCGUUUUUAUGAGGAAAUUUACAAACCAAUCCGUCACCGAAAACACCAAUAACCUUCCGCUCUUCAACCCUAACCCUAACCCUAAUUUCGAAAGGAGCAAUUCGAGCAAGCAGUGCGAUGACUCGUCGGAAUUUGGAAGCUAUGCUACUUUUAAUCUCGCUGGGUACACCUCAAGUCAGCUCAGGGAGCUUAAGAAGCGCUUUACCUCAGAGCUCAAGCAGAUUCGGAUCCUGAGAGAACGGAUCGAGUCAGGGACGUUCGAGACUCAGCAAGGUUAUACUAUCCCAGAGGUACCCGCCGUUCGAUCAGCUCCGUUGAAUAACUUCACCGGUGAAAAGAAUGACCUUGGACCGAAGAAGAAGAAACAGAAGAAAAAUGUGUCAGGUCUCAAGCGAAGCAAUCAAUUUGGUCCGUCGGAUCCGGAGUCGGAGAAAUUAUUGGCCGGUAUGUUGAAUACCUGUAGUCAGAUCUUGGUGAAGCUAAUGAAGCAUAAAUGGGCGUGGGUGUUCAACACUCCUGUUGAUGUGGUUGGUUUAGGGCUUCAUGAUUAUCAUCAGGUUGUGAAGAAACCUAUGGAUCUGGGUACAGUGAAAUUGAAUCUUGAUAAAGGAUUCUACGUUUCGCCGAUUGAUUUUGCUACUGAUGUCAGAUUGACAUUCGACAAUGCAAUGACGUAUAAUCCAAAGGGACAAGAUGUGUAUUUUAUGGCUGAUAAGCUUUUGGAUCAUUUCGAUGGAAUGUUCAAUCCUGCUUUUAAGAAGUUUGAGGCUCAGCAGCUUAAACUCACUGGUUCUUCAUCUCGUCCUGAACCUGACUUCAAACCUGACUUCAAGCAAAGACAGUGGAAUCAGAAUCCGCCAAUGGUGGCGAAUCCUAGGAAAGGAACCGAACAAAUAUCUAUUGCGAAGAAGCUUGAUUCAGUGAAGCCGCCACAACCUACAUUGCCUCCUCAAUUAGUCGAGCCGUCACGCGUUCAAUCUCCUUCUCCUCCUCCCCCUCCUCCGGUGAUACAGCCUGAACUUCCGCAGCCUCAACCACCACCUCCACAGCUUGAAAUUGAAGUAGAAGCACCUCCUGAUGUGAGUGAAGUGUCAAAAGGAAGGAAGGGGAAGUUGCCGAAGCCUAAGGCUAAGGAUCCAAAUAAGAGGUUGAUGACGAUGGAAGAGAAGUCAAAGCUUGGUAUGAAUCUACAAGACUUGCCUCCUGAGAAGCUUGGUCAGUUGCUUCAGAUUCUCAGGAAGAGAAACGGACAUUUAGCUCAAGAUGGGGACGAAAUUGAGCUGGAUAUAGAAGCUGUCGACAAUGAGACUCUAUGGGAGCUUGAUCGUUUUGUGACGAACUACAAGAAGAUGGCUAGCAAAAUCAAGCGCCAAGGGUUUAUCAGGAACGUGUCAACUCCACCUAGGAACAUGGCUUCGGUAGCAGAAAUGGGUAGUGCGGAGAAGAGAACAAGGAGAGGAGAUGCAGGGGAAGAGGAUGUUGACAUUGGAGAGGACAUACCAAUCGAAGAUUAUCCAUCUGUAGAGAUCGAAAGAGAUGGUACUGCAGUUGCAGCUGCUGCUAGUAGUGGUUCUAGUUCUUCAGGCAGUUCCAGUUCUAGUGGUGGUAGUUCCUCGUCUAGUGAUUCAGGGUCAGGUGGGAGUUCAUCAGGUAGUGAUUCUGAUGCAGAUAGUGUUCAAUCGCCAUUUGUGGAAGCAAAAGAAGCCCAAUGUUAAAAUCAUUUGGGAAUUUAACCGUUGAUUCUGUCCUGAAGUACUAGGAACGUUUAGCUGAGGGUGUAAAGGGAGGAAUGAAGGGGAAAACUGAAGGAAAGGAUUUGUUUUUUCUUUCGAUGAUAAACUUAGGAAGCAGAUGUAGUUAGAAAGAAAAAUGUAAUAGGUAGAUAGAAAGAGAGUGCUAGUUUAAGCAAGAAGAAGAGUUCGUUAUUUAAUACCUUUUAGAUUUAGGAGUUGUUUAGUGUAUUUGUGAGAUGCUGAACAGAGGGUGAGAGUGAGUGGGUAGGUACUGUAGGAGAAGAAGAAGAAGAAAAGAGUCUUUUUAGGUUCUAUGACUUUAUUUAUUUUUCUUUGUUAGUAGUGUUAAAGAGUCUGGUUGUGGUAGGAAAAAUGGUGAUAGAAGAGAAGAAAGAAAUCAAUGCAAUGUAUUAGAUGUAAAUGGUUGGCAUAUUAAAAAAGAAAAGUUGAUUUUCCAUCUU